AUGGAGCCGAGUCCUAUUUCUGUCGAAGCGGCCCACGCGCCUGCGCUCCCUGUCAAGGCCAAGACAGCUCUCACGGAAGCACUCGAAGAUAUACUUUUUGGAUCGACUGCCGGUGCCGUUGGCAAAUACAUCGAAUACCCUUUCGACACAGUCAAGGUUCGACUGCAGAGCCAGCCCGACCACCUCCCGCUACGAUAUACUGGUCCAAUAGAUUGCUUCCGACAAGCUAUCAAGAGCGAUGGAGUAUUGGGUCUUUACCGGGGUAUCACUGCUCCUCUGGUGGGCGCUGCCGCUGAAACUAGCAGUCUGUUCGUCUUUGAAAGUCUUGGUCGCGAACUGCUUUUUGCAAGCAACAUGGCCUCUCGAGAACAGGGACUUUCAUUGCCGCAUCUUUGGUUGACUGGUGCUUUCUCUGGAGCCUUUACGUCUUUUGUUCUUACGCCAAUUGAGCUUGUCAAGUGCAGGAUCCAGGCCCCGUUGUUGGGCGACGGCUCCGCUGGUGUUCCUCUCCGUCCCAUUCCCGUCAUCAAACAUGUCUUUCGCCAUGAAGGCCUUCGCGGUUUCUGGCACGGUCAGCUCGGUACGCUGAUUCGAGAAGCAGGCGGUGGUUCUGCUUGGUUCGGUGCCAAGGAGACGGUGACAAGCAUGUUCUAUCAGCACAAGGCGAAGACAGCUACAUCAGCAGCAGAGAAGCAGAAGAUCCUUGACACCCCACUACCGUUCUGGCAGCAGGCGAUUGCUGGUGCAUCGGCGGGUGUUUCAUACAACUUCUUGUUCUUCCCUGCGGACACAAUCAAGUCACGAAUGCAAACGGCCGCCGUCAGUGACCUUGUGCAACGACGAACAUUCUGGCAAGAAGGCACUAUACUGUGGCAGCAGCACGGUGUUCGAGGCAUGUACCGCGGCUGCGGUGUUACAUGCAUCCGGUCAGCGCCGAGCUCGGCAUUUAUCUUCAUGGUUUAUGACGGAUUAAAGCGAAACUUCCCCCUCCAAUAA
This is a messenger RNA of Fusarium pseudograminearum CS3096, 996 nucleotides long. RefSeq lists its product as uncharacterized. The coding region runs from base 1 to 996 and encodes 331 amino acids. The record is from RefSeq and is a predicted model, not a curated record. Gene Ontology annotation, molecular function: L-ornithine transmembrane transporter activity. Gene Ontology annotation, biological process: mitochondrial L-ornithine transmembrane transport. Lineage: Eukaryota; Fungi; Ascomycota; Sordariomycetes; Hypocreales; Nectriaceae. The transcript is spliced from 2 exons.